This is a messenger RNA of Megalopta genalis, 1663 nucleotides long. It is a transcript of the gene beta4GalT7, whose product is annotated as beta-1,4-galactosyltransferase 7. Lineage: Eukaryota; Metazoa; Arthropoda; Insecta; Hymenoptera; Halictidae. Gene Ontology annotation, biological process: carbohydrate metabolic process; proteoglycan biosynthetic process. Gene Ontology annotation, molecular function: xylosylprotein 4-beta-galactosyltransferase activity. Gene Ontology annotation, cellular component: Golgi apparatus. The record is from RefSeq and is a predicted model, not a curated record.
UGCGUGUUGUCCGAUCUCCUUCCUAGAGGAUCCCUAACCAUAGAUAAUGACAUGAGGAAGGUCACUUUUAUUAAACCAUUUUCGAAAGCAGUUUUGCAAUCUAUAAUACCGUUAUGGUGUAAGACAAAGCGGAUGUUAAUCAGGCAGACUUAUCGGUCACAGGUCGCAGUUAUCGUUAUCAUGGUUUAAUCGGAAUUUUUUCCGCGGCCAUCGAGGUCGAUGAUGUACCAAUUAAGUUCAACGGUGUGCCAUAAUUAUGUAUAUAAUCGAUUAGAAGAUAUGUGCGCUCGAUGCAGAAAACGCAUCUUCUUCGGUCCAGUGACCGAAGGAUAUUUGGCGAACGAGGAAAUGUGCUGUUAGUCACCGAUUGAUUUAGCUUAGCAAAACUAUGUAAGAACCGAGUGUCUUAUGUCAUCAAUCUCCUGUUCACGUGUGUAAUAUCAUCGAUUAUCGAGUGCGGGGCAUGUGGCGGUAGCUUUAAAAACGGGCACCGCAGUGCGUACCGCACUGAUAUCGUCAAAAUUCUGAGCAAAUGGGAAUAAAGGAAAUAUCAGAUUGUCGUUAACUUCCCCCAGGAUGGAAAUUCUUUGUUAGACACUCUAAGGACACGAUAUUCGGAAUGGAAGUUGUUUGGAAAAGCAUUAAAUUCAAAUAUAUCUUUGCUUGUAUUUUGAUUACAUUUGUCAUUUCCUGCUUGAUAAGCAUUGCUCCAAUAAGCAUAGAUGAAUGCAAGUGUGAAAUACCUACACAACAGAGUCACUAUAAUAAUCAUAAACAGAUAAACAAUGGUGAUAAAGGUCAUAGGAAAUCAUCGCAUCGUUUGGCAAUACUUGUGCCAUUCAGAGAUCGUUUUGAAGAACUUCUAAUAUUUGCUCCACACAUGAAAAAGUUUUUAGAUAAACAAAAUAUAGAUUAUCACAUAUUUAUACUCAAUCAGGUUGAUAGGUUUAGAUUCAAUAGGGCCUCUCUUAUAAAUGUAGGCUUCCUUGAAGUUAACAAGGAGUUCGACUAUAUAGCUAUGCAUGAUGUAGAUUUAUUGCCUGUAAACGAUGAAUUGUUAUACUCUUUCCCUACCAAGGGGCCUUAUCAUGUAUCUUCUCCAGAAUUACAUCCUAGAUACCAUUAUUCAACCUUUGUUGGAGGCAUAUUACUUAUUAAAAGAGAACAUUUUAUACAAGUAAAUGGAAUGUCUAAUAAGUACUGGGGCUGGGGUCUCGAAGAUGAUGAGUUCUACGUUAGAUUAAAAGAAGCUGGUUUACUAGUCUCAAGACCACAAAAUGUAUCUACUGGAACACACAAUACAUUCAAACACAUUCACGAUAGAAAUCACAGGAAAAGAGACAUGAUCAAAUGCUAUGAUCAACGAGAAGUUACUCGGAAACGGGAUCGCCAGACUGGCUUAAAAAAUGUCUCAUAUAAGUUAUUGAGUACAAUUAAGAUGACUAUCGGGGACACUCCAUUAACCGUCCUUAAUAUUUCUCUAAUGUGUGAUAAGCUGAGUACACCAUGGUGUGAAUGUGAUAAGGUAAUGGGCUCUAAAGACGGUAAAUCGAAGGAGAAGAAAAAGGUCAAUAAUAAUAAGUCUGCCACUGGAUUGUAACUGUACCAACGAGAACUGUAUGGAGAAAUAUAUAUGUAUAUAAUUAAAUGUAUCUUCUUCCCA